Molecule: messenger RNA, 1170 nt
Organism: Lathyrus sativus (Indian pea)
Lineage: Eukaryota; Viridiplantae; Streptophyta; Magnoliopsida; Fabales; Fabaceae
Source: the annotation of a GenBank genome assembly
AUGAUAACUCUUCGUCUUCAACUUUCAUUAUUUAUCUUCCUCCUUCAAUUCGCUUCUUUUUCAAACGCUUCUUCUUCUUCUCAUUCCAAUCUCACACACAUUUUCCAGGAUAUUUUGAAGGCAAUUUCAGCGAAGCAAAACUGGGAUUUCAACGAUGUGACAAUUUUCAACUUCGAUGUUGCCAAAAUUAGGUUUGGAACUUCCCAAAACUACGAAUUCCGAAUUGGUUCCGGUAAGAAUAACUUCACCGUCAAAUUCUCUGAUCAAGUUGCGUCUUGGAGUAACAAGUUUGCCACACCGAAACCGGAUUUAGAUUCUCUUGUUAAUCAACUCAGUUCGACUGUUUUCCUUGAUGAUGUUAAACUGGAAGGUCCCUUUGAGUUGCGGGUUGAUGAACUUCACCACCUUUCACUCUCUUUGCCUAUGAAUGUUUCACAUAUUGGUUUGAAACACAUAAUUGUUGGUGAAGGGAUUACGGUCGAAGUAAGAAGAGCACGGGAAAUCUCUUUUUAUUAUUGGCCGGAUCUUGAUCUGCACAUGAAUGGAAGUGUUGUGUAUAACAAAGGGAAGACUGAGUUCUGGUCCUUUUUGCAAUCUACAUGUGUGCCGCUAAUUCCCUUACGCGUAAUAGGUUCUGCAUCAUUGAUUGCUUAUGGAACUCGGAACCCUAAUGCACAUAUAGAAACUACAUUGAUUUCCGAAGACACUGUUGAGUUGCUUCCAGAAAAAUGUUACCAUGGUUCUGUGUUCAGAAAGCGACCAUGCCCGGUUGCUUCCUCAAGUUUGAGAUUAAGUUUGUUGGAGAGAAUUUUGAGAAGUCUUCUUGGUCAUAAGAUCCUUCAACAUCGACUUUCUGGACUUAUCAAAGCAAAUAUCAAAGCAUCUGCUGCUGUAAAGUUCCCUCUAGAAUUGGAAAGAGGCAUAGGAAAUAACGACACUCUUAGUACAUUGCCAGAUUGGAGAACAAGGCCAAGUGUCGAAAGGGUCUGGUUUGAGAUAUUGGCUAGAGUUGAAGAAAACAAGCUCAAGCCUCUUUCAAUCAAGAAAGUUAAACCUUUUAUUGAAUCUAAUUCAGUUUCUUGGGCUAAUUUAAUGUCUAAUAUGUCAUAUACAAAGUUGCGGCCGGUUCUUCUUCCUCCAGAAGCUCUUACACUCGAUGUGAAAUGGUAG